AUGACUGUCUUUUGUAUAUAUGGAGGAAUUUUGCCCCUCAUGGUCUUCAUUCUCAUGCAAAAUGUAAAUGGAGAGGAGUGCACAAAGGUUAUAAACGAUCGACACUAUUCAUGUGAAGGAAGGAAUCUCACCUAUAUACCUACCAGCAUUCCUUCCUCUGUAGAGAUGCUGGACUUCAGUUUUAACUGGUUGCCUUCUUUACAAAAGGAUUUAUUUCCUCCACUGUAUGAUUUGCAGGUUCUGGACCUCACAAGAUGUCAAAUCCAGUACAUUGCUGAUGAUGCUUUCCACAAUGUGAAGAAUGUGACGACUCUAAUUCUUACUGGAAACCCCAUUUCGUAUACAGCCCCUGGCAGCUUGAACACAUUACAUAAAUUACAGACAUUACUCAUUGUGGACAUUGGCCUGCUGUCUUUAAAUAUCCAGUUCAACAAUCUCACCAAGCUUCAGGAACUAAAAGCUGGAACUAACAAGAUUCAAACAAUUGCUCUUCCACCAUUCAUGAUCAACUUUAAAGACUUCCAUGUAUUGGACCUGCAUGCAAAUAACAUUUCCAGUUUACAAGUAAAUCACACAGCUGUACUGCGACAGAUGAAGGGAAAUAUCACGCUAAUACUCUCCAGCAACCCGAUAUUACAUAUUGAACCAGGAGUAUUUAAGGACAUGUACCUAAAAGAGCUUAACAUACAGAGUGCUUUUGUUUCAUUUGAUGCAAUGAGGUAUGGUCUAAAAGCUCUCAAUGGUCUUAAUGUUGGAAAGCUCAUCAUAGGAAACUACAUAGUACAAAAGACGAUAAAGAUAUCAGAUGCUGAUUAUCUUGCUGGUCUUUGUUUGAUCAGCUUUAAAGAAAUACAUUUUUGUCAAAGAGAAUCUUCAGAUUCUGAAAUCAGUGUGUUCCGUUGCAUGGCCAAUGCAACAAAGAUCACUUUGAACCAAGGCUACAUAAGAGCCAUACAACAGGACUCAUUCCAUCAGCUUAAAGAACUUGGCAUAUAUAAAAGUCAAUUGCCCAUCAUACUGGAACUUUCACAUCUACACUUGUUAGAAAGGCUAGUGGUGGUUGAUAAUAGACCAGCAUUUUUUAAAGGUUUGCAUGACUUGCCCAAACUGCAGCAUGUGAAUCUCAGUAGAAACCAAAUGCAUUUGUCUGACUGUUGUUCAAAUUAUUUCACAGGAUUGCCAAACAUUCAUAGUCUUAACCUGAGCUUUAAUACAGUAAUAUAUCUGAGCAGAAAUCCAUUCUCUGGACUUGAGUCCAUGAAGAUUUUGGAUAUUCAGGGGACAAAAUUAAGGGGAUUACGUACACAAUUUAAGUUUUUUAAAAGUCUCAAGUAUUUACAGUAUCUGGACAUUUCAUACUCACAAAGUACAUUUUUGAAGACUAUGACUUUUAGUUAUCUAAGUAAUAUAAAAGUACUUAAUAUAGCGGGGAACGUUUUCCAAGAAGAUGCACUAAGUUAUAUAUUUAAAAAUGUCAGCACUUUGGAAGUUCUUCAAAUGUCAAAUUGUGGCAUUCAGUACAUAGACUGGAGAGAUUUCCAAAGUCUUUCAAGACUACGACAUUUGUUUCUUAGUCAAAACAAGUUGACGGUUUUGGAUUUUGUAACCCAUUCAAAUCUAAGAAGUUUAACAUUAUUAGAUGUAAGAACAAACAGUAUUUUGAACAUCCCACCUUAUAUCCUACAAAACCUACCAAGAAAUCUCUCAGACAUUGACCUGUCCUUUAAUCCAAUUGAAUGUUCCUGUUCACAGAUAGAUUUUAUUAUAUGGAUUGUGAACCAUCAGCAAUUACUUCAACAAUCGUCUAACAUUUUAUGCAAAAUAUUGUCACAAGACUCAAAAAUUAGAGUUAUUGACUUUGACAUUGAAGGCUGUGUACACAUCAGAAGACUAACAAUUGUGUUAUGCGUAUGUGCUGUCACUUUUGUUGUUUUCGUAUCAGUUCUGACCUACAAAUUUCAGUUCUAUCUGCGAUAUGGCUAUAUCCUGUUAAGAGGUUAUAGGGCUUCCAGAGAGCAGGAAUGUUCUUAUGAUGCCUUUGUUAUCUACUCCAGCAAAGAUGAACCAUGGGUAAUGAAUGAACUGGUGGAAAAUCUGGAAAAUGGGAGUCCGCCCAUUCAGCUUUGUCUUCAUGUGCGGGACUUUGAGGCUGGCAAGGCCAUUACCUCCAACAUUAUAGAUGAAGGCAUCAUGGGUAGUCGUAAAAUUAUUGUGGUUGUAUCUAAACACUUCGUUGAGAGUUCCUGGUGUCGCUUUGAAUUUGAAGUGGCACAGUCUUGGCUAGUGAUGCAAGGUAAUGCUAACAUCAUCAUCAUCAUUCUAGAAGAUGUGGAAGAGGAGAAGUCAAAGAAGGUGUUUGGGCUUCAUAAGCACCUGAAAAACAAUACAUAUCUAAAGUGGGGUGGAAACCCAAUAAAUAACAUGAGAUUCUGGAUUCGCCUGAGGAAAGCUGUGAUCACAAGAAACUGA
Neoarius graeffei (lesser salmon catfish) is the source of this 2469-nucleotide messenger RNA. Its product is annotated as toll-like receptor 4. The record is from RefSeq and is a predicted model, not a curated record. Gene Ontology annotation, biological process: toll-like receptor signaling pathway; inflammatory response; defense response to Gram-negative bacterium. Gene Ontology annotation, molecular function: lipopolysaccharide immune receptor activity; protein binding; lipopolysaccharide binding. NCBI's taxonomy places the organism in Eukaryota, Metazoa, Chordata, Actinopteri, Siluriformes, Ariidae. The transcript has 3 exons. The coding region runs from base 1 to 2469 and encodes 822 amino acids. Gene Ontology annotation, cellular component: membrane.